This is a messenger RNA of Parathielavia appendiculata, 2918 nucleotides long. RefSeq lists its product as uncharacterized. Gene Ontology annotation, molecular function: zinc ion binding; DNA-binding transcription factor activity, RNA polymerase II-specific; DNA binding. The coding region runs from base 129 to 2741 and encodes 870 amino acids. The transcript is spliced from 3 exons. The record is from RefSeq and is a predicted model, not a curated record. Lineage: Eukaryota; Fungi; Ascomycota; Sordariomycetes; Sordariales; Chaetomiaceae. Gene Ontology annotation, biological process: regulation of DNA-templated transcription; DNA-templated transcription.
UAGGCGGGCAACGGCAUCCUCAUCGUCCCAGCAGCGAACUCCCAACAGCGGGCACGGCAGGUGCUAUACAUUUCACUUGUAGCCGAUACGGAGUGGGUUCGUCUUUGACCUUGGUUCAACCCCGCACAAUGAUGGCCGGCAGUACCAGACCUGGCGGAGUCAAGUUUGUGGAGCACGACGCCGCCGGAUUGCCUGUAAAGAGGAAGCAGGUUCAUCAAGCCUGUCUCCCUUGCAGGAAGCGUAAGAAACGCUGUCACCAUGUCGAAGAUUCAGCCACAGCGGCCGCGGCGCAAAUAGACCAAGACAAUGGCGUUGCCACCAUCGACCGUGGACCGUCGCGGCGUGCUCCAACAAACAGUACGGGAAGCUCUUCUGACAGAGACGCGUCCGAUGCUGCCGCCCAACUUCUGCGCUUCUUUCACCACGCUAUCGACAAGGCAUCCAGAAGCACCCCACGACCCGACCAAACGCGGCAAACCUCACCGGCCCCGCCAUUUCUAGGAGACCUCAAUCCGGAAGGCAUUCUCGUGGAAGCCAAUCUGCCCCCAACCCAAGAACCGACGCAGACGGAUGAGGCUCCUGACCACCAGAUCGGAUUUCUGCCGCCAACCUCUCCGCAGCAGCCGAAAGACUCUCCCGCUCAGCAUCAAAGAACAGUCAGCAUUGAUAGUCCUCAAGUUGUAGCAGAAACACCAGGCCCGUUUUUCUCCGUGCCCCGGAGGGACGGCACGCGUCUCACAAUUCAUAUCCAGGAUACAGCCAAGCUUGCAACCCUGGCCCAAUCAAUCGUUGUCCGUGGUCUCGCCGACAAGGUGAUGCCCUCAGACACGGAAUGGGCGGCUUUGAGAGAUAUCUAUCUCACCAAAAUCCAUCCAAUCUUUCCCAUAUACGAGAAGACAACGCUUACGGAUCUCACCAAGCAAAAGUGCCUCCGUCAGCUGAUUCAAGCAUCCGUGUGCCUCGCCGCGGCCACCGACCCAGAUGCCCGCAGCUUACUCACAUUCAAGUCGCCGACGGACGAGAGUGCCAAAGCUCAUAUCGUGUCGUAUGACGAGUAUUCCCGUGAAGUGGCCAAUUUCAUCAACGGCCGACUCGCCGAGCUGCAAGAGGGCCAACAAAUAUCGCUCACCUGCCAAAUUCAAGUUAUGGCAUUGACUUGCCUCUACUGGCAGCCGGCAGAUCCCAUCGAGCGGUUCGCACCGCUCACCUUGUACGCCAAACUAGUCAGCUUGGUGCACACACACGGGGUCCAUCUAGGACUUCUGGCGAGAACACAGACCGAAGGGAACGGAAAGGCCGCCGGGGCCAGACUGUUCAAAUGCCUCUACGCCCUCGACCGAUUGAUCGGCACUAUCUAUGCGCGGCCGCUCAUGUUCCACAACGUUGACCUCAUACAAGACCCUCGACCAGACGCAGACGAUUCGCCCAUUUUCAGGCUCUUCAUCUCUUUGAUCCUUCUGCUCGACCAAGUCAUUGAGAUGUAUCGUCCACAUCCCAAGGUGAGCUACAUCGACAUGCCCGUUUUUGAACGCCUGGCCCUCGAAGCAGGCGCGCAAUACGAGCCAGAAAUUCUUCUUGUCACCCUCGAAGUCUUGUACCACGCCAUCGGCGCGCUCUCGGUCCGCAUGCCCCGCAACCGUUUUCGAACUGCUCCGGAGUGUGACACUCUCCCUGGUCCUCGCACUCAGCAUCUCCCGCCCAGCAGCGUGAAUGCACGGCGAUCUUAUUCCGCCGAUCGCAUCCUCGAUAUCGUCCGGGACUACAAGCUCAGCCCCUUGCCCUUUGUUCCGUACGCCCUUACAUUGUCUCUGAGCGUGGCGUACCGCAAGUGGCGGUUUAGCCAACUGCCGAUGUUUCGGACCCGGGGAGGAGCCGACUUCAAGAAAGUGCUUCCCGUAUUGCAGAGCAUGGCCGACAUAUGGAGCAGCGCACGUAUCAACGGGCAGCUGGGGCAGGCGGUCAUGUUGAAGCUAGACCGGGGCGAAAUCUUGAACAGAAAGCGGACCGAGAGGUCGGCUGAAGCCAGCAGGGCCAGUCAAGAGCAAACCAGCAUGGAGCCUGAACAGGUCGCGGCUAGAGAGCUGCAUAAGGGAGAUGAUCGACAAGCAACAGCCAACCCUUCUCGACGGAACCCUUCGCCGGCCGCUAACGAGUCCGAUACCCCCCCUGAUGCGCCGCCCUGCAGCCCACGCAAUCCAGCGGAACCCACUCAUGGCGACGGAUCAACAAUUGCCGACGUCAACAGCUCUCUUGCCCCGUCAACCAAUAUUCGUGGCCCAUUACCAUCACCCACAACAUCGUCCUCAUCCGAUCAACGUGAAGGACAGCAACCGCAGUCUAUGCCCCUGACAUGGGCCGCCACAUGGACUGCAGGCCACAACAACAAUGCCGGCAACAGUUAUGUCUCAACCGGCGUACCAUUGCACGGCCCAGGCACCGGGGGCACUUCUCACUUGCACCAGGCACAGCCCAACAUCUCCAUAUCAGCAUAUGAAUACCCCCAGCUAGACGACGCGAUACCCCUACCAGGCUCCGUGCUACCUCAGGCGAUAGGAUCCAACGACACCUCACCCCUGACGGGGUUAUCAGAUGGCAGUCUUGACGGUUUCUUAGUUGACGACGACGCACUUUUCAGGGCUUGGGAUCCCCAGUUUGCGCAGUCGGUCGACUUUUCCUUUUGCAGCAUUUUGGACCCGGGUAAUCCCUUUGCUUGGCCAGAGUACUGUAAUUACAGUUCUUGAAGUAGUGCACGGGAGAAAGGUGUUUCGGCGUUCGAAUAGUUAGGUAUGUUUGGCGUCGAGAAUUCUAAAGCCUGUUUCCAGGGCCUGUAUCAUCUCCGUCGUGAGACUUUAGACACUGUAUCCGUUCGGUACCGCAGCCAAUCCGACCUGGUUCCAGACCUUGGCAGCAAAGCAGAG